Staurois parvus is the source of this 783-nucleotide messenger RNA. NCBI's taxonomy places the organism in Eukaryota, Metazoa, Chordata, Amphibia, Anura, Ranidae. The record is from the annotation of a GenBank genome assembly.
AUGCUUCGAGUAGUCAGCUCAUGCAAUCUUGGGAUCUUCAAUUUCCCAUUUGAUGUUCAGAACUGUUCAUUAACCUUUGGCUCUUACAUGCACACAGUGAGAGAUGUGCGGCUUGGACUGGCUCUUCCAGUAGAACAAAUUCUGCAAAACUCUCUACAGUACCUUGAGACCAGUGGAGAGUGGGAGCUCCUCAGAAUUGAAGGGACCCCUGAUAUCUUGCGAUUUGGCAUUGAUGAAUGGGAUAUAAUCACAUUCCGGGUGGUGAUCAGACGACGUCCAAUCCUGUAUGUGGUGAAUCUACUCAUCCCUAGUGCCUUUCUGAUGUUGAUUGACAUCUUGAGCUUCUUCCUUCCACCGCACAGCACUGACAGAGCCUCCUUUAAGAUGACCUUGCUCUUGGGAUACACUGUGUUCCUGCUCAUAAUGAAUGACUUGUUGCCGAGUACAGCCAAUGGUACUCCACUGAUUGGUAUAUACUUCUCUGUUUGCCUGGCUUUGCUUGUGCUCAGUUUACUGGAGACAGUGAUUAUCACUCAUGUGCUGCACCGUGGAACACUACUGAGUGGCUCAGUGCCUUGCUGGGUGAAACGCUUUGUCUUAGGUUUUCUAGCUCAACUGGUCUGUUACACUGAUCCAUCUGUCACUGAUGAAAACCCUAUAACUAAUAAUAACAUACUUCAUCCUACCAAUGCAAAUGAUGCAUCACGAUCAGCACCACCCAGUCCUUGUCAUGACAAAGGUAUUGACACAGGUAAUGUUUGUAAAAAGCAAUUUUUGUACUAA